Molecule: messenger RNA, 1333 nt
Organism: Salvia hispanica
Lineage: Eukaryota; Viridiplantae; Streptophyta; Magnoliopsida; Lamiales; Lamiaceae
Product: Alcohol dehydrogenase transcription factor Myb/SANT-like family protein
Cellular component (GO): nucleus
Molecular function (GO): transcription cis-regulatory region binding
Source: RefSeq, a predicted model, not a curated record
UGGAGUAUUCAUAGAAUUUCAGAAUUGGAGAAUUCCAUUUUGUUCCCUUUCCGCAAACCAAAACAGUGCCCCAAAAAUCCCUUGAAUCUCAAAUCAGAACCCUACGCCGAUGAAAAACCCCAAUUUCUACGCUUACAGAAGCCCCGCCGUCGAUUACGACGACGACGAUGACAACGAUUUCGACGACAAUGAAGACAGCCCCGACAAGUCCUUCGCCCAAAACGGCAAUUUCUACAAUUUCGACAACUCCAAGCGCCACCCCAAGAAGCGGAAGCUCGAAUCCUUCGUCUCCAACUACGAAUUCGCCCCGCACAGCGAGUCCUGGACCGAAGACGAGAUCUUCGGCCUGCUCGAGGUCUGGGGGGAGCGCUACGUAGAGCUCGGCAGGCGCAGCCUUCGCGCCGAGGACUGGGUCGACGUGGUGGAGAAGGUCACCGAGAUGAGUGGGCGCGAGAGGACGGAGGGGGAGUGCCGGAGCCAGUUGGAUAUGCUGAAGAACAAGUACAAGAAGGAGAUGGUGAAGGUGGAGAGCGGGGGUUCCAGCAAGUGGGUGUUUUUUAAGAAGAUGGAUGCGUUGCUGAGCCUCAGGGCCCGAGGCUACGGCGGGUUGGGGUGUGGUUUGGACUCCGGGGAGUAUGUGUUUAUGAAUCCGAGGGUGUAUUUGGACAUGUCGAAUGUGUUGGAUGAGAUGAGGGAUAGCCCGGGGCAGUCGGAUGAGGAUACCGAUGAGGAUGGGGGCGAGGAUGGGGAGGAGGAUUUGAGUGGGGAUGAUAUGGUGGAUGGGGAGUCUGCUAGAAUGUUGGCCAAUUCGAUUCAGAAGUUUGGUGAGGUGUAUGAGAAGAUUGAGGAGAGUAAGAGGAUGCAGAUGGUGGAGUUGGAGACAUUGAAGCAGGAUUUCCAGAGGGAUUUGGAGUUGCAGAAGAAGCAGAUUGUUGAGCGUGCGCAGGCGGAGAUUGCUAAAAUACGUGAAAUGGAUGAUGACGAGGAUGAGAACACUGAUACUUCUGCUGAGAAUUUCAGAGAUUGAUAUGUUUUCCCGGUCGGUGAAGGUGACAAGUCGAACCCUGGCAAAGAAGCCAUGCGCAGUAUAAUGAUGCAUAUGCAGGUAAGUUUGUUCUGGUUGUACUAGACUCUAGAUGGGGUUGGACAUUUGAAUCCGGCCAUUGGUUUUUGGUGUAGCCAAUAUCUCCAUGUACGUUUAUAUAGUAAACUCGAGGCAGUUUUGCUGUUGCAGACUGCAUAUAUUAUGUCUAGAAGGAUGGAUCCUCGUUGUAAUACGCUAAUAUGUUGUCAAUAUUUCUAGGUUAAAAAACAUGGUUCCAGGUUACAUAUA